AUGGCGGUAAAUGUUUAUUCUACAAACGUAACAACUGACAACCUCUCUCGACAUGACAUGCUAGCAUGGGUCAACCAAUGUCUUGACAGCAGCUUCGCGAAGAUCGAGGAGCUGUGCACGGGGGCGGCUUAUUGUCAGUUCAUGGACAUGCUUUUUCCGGGUUCUGUGCAACUCAAACGAGUUAAAUUUCGGACCAAUUUGGAACACGAAUAUAUACAAAAUUUUAAAAUCCUGCAGGCCAGUUUUAAAAAGAUGCAAGUAGAUAAGAUAAUUCCAGUAGAUAAAUUGAUAAAAGGCAGGUUCCAGGACAAUUUUGAGUUCCUGCAGUGGUUCAAGAAAUUCUUUGACGCAAACUACGAUGGACGGCAGUACGAUGCCUUGGAAGCGAGGGGCGGCAUUCCGAUAGGGGCCGGUGCCGCAAACGGCCACCAUUAUAGCGCCCCCGCUCAUCAUAGCGUCCCGGCUCAUCACAGCGCCCCUGUUCAUCACAGCGCCCCUGCCCAUCAUAGCGCCCCGGCCCACACCCCAAAACCCCAUGUACAGACCAGACAGGUGCCCAAGGCUGCCGUCAAACCAAAUACAAUGAAGCCACCAGCAACUAGAAACCAAGGUGGGGAUGCUGGUAAAAUAGAAGAGUUAUCGAAUCAAGUAGCAGAAUUUAAGCUAACAGUCGACGGACUAGAAAAAGAAAGAGAUUUCUAUUUUGGUAAACUAAGGGAUAUUGAAGUUAUGUGUCAAGAAUGUGAAGAUGGAAAUCCUAUUAUUCAGAAAAUAUUGGACGUUUUAUAUGCCACCGAGGAAGGAUUUGCUCCUCCUGACGAGGUAGAAGGAGUAGGAGAAGAAGACGAAUAUUAA
This is a messenger RNA of Psylliodes chrysocephalus, 855 nucleotides long. Lineage: Eukaryota; Metazoa; Arthropoda; Insecta; Coleoptera; Chrysomelidae. The record is from the annotation of a GenBank genome assembly.